AUGUCGCAACAACCACGCCCCCAAACAAGCACCUCCUCGCGCCUCAGCACCCUCCCCUCACAGAAGCCCCGCCAGCUCUCCCACCUCCACUCCCAGCUCGCUCAGCUCACAGCUAAUGUCUCCGAUCUCGAGAACCUCCUACGUAUGACGGCGGUACAAGCGGAAAGCAUGCGCGGGCUAGGGGGCUAUGCUGGUGGAAUGUUCAUGGCCGCAAGCAAAGUCCUCGGCGAAGAGACCGUAAGUGGUGGGAGCACUGCCGCAGGAUCCGGUGCGCAGGCCGACACCCGCCGGCAAGGAGAUCGGAAUGGUCCUUGA
Coniosporium apollinis CBS 100218 is the source of this 315-nucleotide messenger RNA. RefSeq lists its product as uncharacterized. The transcript is spliced from 2 exons. The record is from RefSeq and is a predicted model, not a curated record. Gene Ontology annotation, biological process: attachment of spindle microtubules to kinetochore. Bases 1 to 315 code for a protein of 104 amino acids. NCBI's taxonomy places the organism in Eukaryota, Fungi, Ascomycota, Dothideomycetes. Gene Ontology annotation, cellular component: DASH complex.